GGCGCCGUGCUCGAUGUCAGGCGUGACAGACGACGAUCUUUUGCGGGGAUCGCCGUUGCAACGGUGCCAUCUGGUCCAUACUCCCAAGGAUCCUGUUCUUCACAUCUCUAUAGUCAUACAGAGUCCUACAGUCUAACUUGUCUUUGUACGGGCUGCGAAGUAUAUAUCUAUCUAAGGAUCAUCCCGUGGAAGCAUUUAAGUUGGAGCAUCUGCCCGCUUCAUCAGACCUAUAUCCGAGCCCAACAGAGAGCAUCAUCACAUCAAUCCUGGCAUCUCCACAACGCAAUGCUUGCCUUCACGUUUUCACUCUCGCUCCUGAGUAUGACUAGUCUCGUAUAUGCAGCACCAGCGCCACCCUUGAGCCCGCCAGCUUUCUACUUGGUCACCACGGCACAAAAUGCAGCUAAAUCACCAUCAUCACAACUCGCGGAGGUCUCUGCGCUGUCCCUAUUCGAUCCGUUCUCGCAACCAAACUACUUGGUGCGGACCAUCGAAGCUGGCUACGGCUCUCUCCCAGCAUUCACGCUGACGAAAGGCCGACUUCAUACAACCAGCCUAGGACCUCAUGGAAUAGGCACAUUUGUAUUCAAUUCCACUGAUAUAGGAGACGAUACGGAGCUCCAGUUUGUUGCGGAUGCAGAGAGUACGAAAGGCAGGUUGGCGUUGUACAAGGGUUACUUGCUCACUGUGGCUGGGGAUAACGGGGGCUGGACGAUCUGUCCUGGGGUUUUGGGCCAGGAUGUGAUCAAGUGGAGAGGGACUGCUACGGGCUGUAGGAAGACAUAUGUCCAUGCUGUGAGAGAUGCGCCGUAUUAGGCUCGUCAAUCGAGCAGAAUCAUUCUGAUGUCCGGAGAUGCAAGCACUUGGAUAUGUCGUGCCUCUGAAAGGUUUCGAC
Messenger RNA from Pseudovirgaria hyperparasitica, 895 nucleotides. RefSeq lists its product as uncharacterized. The record is from RefSeq and is a predicted model, not a curated record. The coding region runs from base 286 to 816 and encodes 176 amino acids. The transcript is spliced from 2 exons. NCBI's taxonomy places the organism in Eukaryota, Fungi, Ascomycota, Dothideomycetes, Acrospermales, Acrospermaceae.